AUGGUUGAGUGCAUUCUGGCGAAGAUACAACCGAAUCAUCCUCCACCGACAAUCCUCUCCAUCGAUCCACCAAUUCACGAAUUUUCCAAUGGCUUGAUCUUGAUGCACGAGUUCAUCACAAAAGAAGAAGAGGAAGAGAUGAUACGCGAAUACCACAUUGCGACCGCCUCUCGGGAUGGGCGCGUUCUCAAGCGAGGAGCAGUGCAUUACGGCCCGCACUUUGACUAUACCACCUUUGCCGUCUCCAAGUCGGCCAGCACACCGCCGCCUGAAUAUCUCACGCGACUGCUGAGUCGCUUGCCCGCCAGAGACGACAGGGAUAUCCCAGAUCAGUACACGCUGCAGCACUAUCCACCGGGCACGGGCAUACCUCCACAUGUUGACACGCAUUCGGCUUUCGAGGAGACCAUCUACAGUCUGAGUUUCGGCGCAUCGACACGCAUGGACUUCAAGCUGUGUGGAGAAAAAGAGUCCAGACGAUUGAGACUGCCGAAGCGAUCGCUUGGGGGUGGAAGCGAAACACCUCCGCCGCCGCCUUCUCCUCCUGUCGAGACGAUCGAGGAAAAGGCGGAAGAGUGGGAGCUAGAAUUGCCAGCGAGGUCGCUAUUGCUCAUGCGAGGACCCUCAAGAUAUGGAUAUACUCAUGGGAUCAAGGGCAGAAAGCACGAUCAGGCCGGUCCUAGAUUGGUCGCGAGGCAGGACCGGUACUCGUUGACGAUGCGCAAGAUCAAGCCGGCGGAGAGGAUUGGCUGCGAUUGCGAGUUUUCGCAUGUGUGUAGUUGA
This is a messenger RNA of Aureobasidium namibiae CBS 147.97, 783 nucleotides long. RefSeq lists its product as uncharacterized. Gene Ontology annotation, biological process: oxidative demethylation. The record is from RefSeq and is a predicted model, not a curated record. NCBI's taxonomy places the organism in Eukaryota, Fungi, Ascomycota, Dothideomycetes, Dothideales, Saccotheciaceae. Gene Ontology annotation, molecular function: oxidoreductase activity; demethylase activity. Bases 1 to 783 code for a protein of 260 amino acids. The transcript has a single exon.